Molecule: messenger RNA, 641 nt
Organism: Carlito syrichta (Philippine tarsier)
Lineage: Eukaryota; Metazoa; Chordata; Mammalia; Primates; Tarsiidae
Product: CUGBP Elav-like family member 5
Exons: 5
Molecular function (GO): nucleic acid binding
Source: RefSeq, a predicted model, not a curated record
GCUGUGCCUUUGUGAAGUUCUCCUCUCACACGGAGGCCCAGGCGGCCAUCCACGCCCUGCACGGAAGCCAGACCAUGCCGGGGGCCUCCUCCAGCCUGGUGGUCAAGUUCGCCGACACGGACAAGGAGCGGACGCUGCGGCGCAUGCAGCAGAUGGUGGGCCAGCUGGGCAUCCUGACGCCGUCCCUCACCCUGCCCUUCGGCCCCUACAGUGCCUACGCCCAGGCCCUCAUGCAACAGCAGACGACGGUCCUGUCCACCUCGGGCAGCUACCUGAGCCCGGGCGUGGCCUUCUCCCCCUGCCAUAUCCAGCAGAUUGGCGCUGUCAGCCUCAACGGGCUGCCCGCCACGCCCAUCGCUCCUGCCUCCGGGCUGCACUCUCCCCCGCUCCUGGGCACCGCCGCCGUGCCCGGCCUCGUGGCUCCCAUCACCAACGGCUUUGCAGGCGUCGUGCCCUUCCCCGGCGGACACCCUGCCCUAGAGACCGUGUAUGCCAAUGGCCUCGUGCCCUACCCAGCUCAGAGCCCCACUGUGGCCGAGACCCUGCAUCCUGCCUUCUCUGGAGUCCAGCAGUACACAGGUAGGGACCGCGGGCGUCUGGCCCCGCUCCUCGGGGGCGCCCCCACUUUUCCCCUUGCCUAG